GAGAAGGAAAGCAGAAUCGCUUGUACGUCUCUAUCAUUUCGCGUCUCUGUGUUUGCUCUAUCCCUCUUUCAUUCUUUGCUUCUCUUCGACACAGGAGAGAAGAGAAAGAAAGCUAAGAGAAAAGAAGAUAAAGUUAAGGAAAUCCUUCCAAGCAGCACUAGACGCAUGCUUAUUUAUUUUUUCAAUUAUAUCUUGUGUCUGGGUUUUGCGCUUGGACGGAUUUGAUCUCCAAUUUCUAUUUCUUGUUUGGCUUUGAUUUAUUGAGAAGGCGAGGAAAGAGAAAAUGAUGGUAGCAAACAGUUUCGAUCUGUGGCAAAAAGAUGCCUUCUUUUCGGCAGCUGAAGAGGUUCAGGAAUCUGCUGAUGUAAUGCAAUCAGCUUACAGGAUGUGGAUAAGAGAGAAGAAAGAGGGAUCAAAUCCGGAGUAUCUAGAUGAAUUGUCCAGAGACCUUCAAACUGCGUUAGGUACUGCAAAGUGGCAGUUGGAGGAGUUUGAGAGAGCUGUUAGAUUGAGCCAUGGACAUCGUAGUGAUGAUAUUGCAGCAUCUAGGCAUAAACAAUUUGUUGCUGCUAUUGAAAGUCAAAUAGCAGAUGUUGAAGCAGCAUUGAGGGAAGCUUUUAGUGAGGAAGGAAAGCAACCUCUUCAAUGGGUGACUCUGAAUAAAGAAGAAUGUGAUGAUUUAGCCUUAUUUCUGUCAGGAACUCCCCAGAAUCCACAGAUUGGGAAAGAUAAAUCCACUGAGCAUAGACUUGUGGAAUGUCCUCUAAUGGAGAUUCGUCAUAUGAGAAAAGAUGUUGAACACAAUCUUAAUGCUACCUGCAGUGCAGGUAGUUACAAUGAAAAGGAUGUUAAUGAUGUGGUUACUAUUAAUAAACAUGAUGAAUUUAUCAUAGAUUUAGAGGGAAGAGAAACUUCUAGAAUGAAGGAUGAUAUAAUCUGUCAAUCUGAUAAAACAAUUGGUGCAAGAAGAACAUGGGGUUCACCAAAUGUUGAUGCUUUGAAGAUUGUAAUUGCUGAAGAAUCUGAACACAGAAAUGGAUCAAUGCCAAGAAUUGAGGCCACACCUAAAGAAAAAGGGUCCAAGCGUCUCUUCUGGAAGCCAAGAUCUGGAGAAUAUUCUCGAGCAAAGGGGUCAUCUUAUAUGUUCAAUCAGCUUUUUGGUCAAGUUGGUGGGUUCCAAAGGCAAGCAUCGUCUAACCUACAGUUCAGUUGUUCUGUCCAACUUACAUUAGCUUUGAUGCUAAGUAUUUUUUUGAUUGUGCCUUUCCUGCUUUAUUCAGCUUGAGAGGAAGUGGAAUUUAUUAUUAAGGUGCUGAAGGAGGAUGCAAGCAAUUGCCAACUUCUUCCAUCUGCUAAAGUUUGGGAUUUGGCUAGCCUAGCCUAGCUUUGUGAUUCACAGGAUUGGAACCAGGAACAGGACUGGGUGUAUCCUAGCCACACAAAAGUGUAUAUGCAUUCAUGUAGUCUCAAACUUAUUUGGUAGUGUACAAAAAUCCCAUUUGGGUUGGAACUUCAAAUUUGAGAUCAAAGCCUGGGUGCUAAUUUGUAACAAUGGACCUUUUAUUUGCUUGCGUGUUCAUUAAGCAAUGUUACAUGUUACAUAGGGAUAAAUGGCAGUUUCCCUAUUGGUUAAAUAUAAUAAUGUAUUUAUUAUAUUAAACAUUAUUUGCUCUUUAAUUAAUUAUUAAUUAUUUUACUUUUGAACUGAUAAAAUGAAGAGCGAUGAACAAUCAUUUUAAUUACUCUACGUGUACGCAUGCAAAAAGUUUGUAAUUUCAACGAGGUAUCUGUAAGUUUUUCAGUAUAAUUCCUCCUCUCCCCCUGCCAGCGUAAGGGGUCAUGGGUUCUUUAAAAUUUUUUCAAUUAUUUGGAAUAUUAAAUAAAAUAAUUAUUUAUUAAAAUAUGAAAGCUUGAAUUACAAUAUACCCAAUCUAUUUGGCCUUAUUUAAACAUAUUUAAUCUCCUUUUAUCUGUCAUUUCAUCGGCCUCUCCUGCCCUGUCGGGCGGGAGAGGCCUCCCUCUCUUCCACCAGGCUGUGGGUUUUCCCUCCUCACCACCGGAUGGGAUUGUGAAUAUUUUCUUUUAAUUUCUCCUUUUGCAGCAAUCAGGGCUUUUUGUGAAAUCUCUCUUUUGGAUUGCUUGUUUUCUUCAGCUCUAGUCGAUUUUGUGUGUUUUCUCCCUUUGUUUGUUGUAAGCCUACGGUUAUUUAUGCGCUUUCUCUUGAUUUGCUUUUUUUGGGAGCCAUUGUUGUUGUUUUCAUUUGGCUGGUAUGGACCUCUCUAAAGCAUAUGCAAGACAAGAUUUAGGGAGUUCUGUAACUGGAGGUUUUAGAGUUUCGCUUUUAGCGUGUCGGGACUUCGAGAGAUCCACAAUGGUUUGGAACUCUUCUAGUCCAGAGCUAACGAGCAGGUCUUGGUAGCCUUCGCGGCAUGGUCUCGUCAGUGUGUAGCCCGCCACUCCCAGUUCGUUUUGGUGCUCUGACUGUCAUCUUUGUCGGGUCUCCUCCCUGUACAGACCUCCUCUUGUCUUCCCAAGACUAUCGUCUUUUGCUCUUGUUGCUUACAAGACUUUCUCUAGGCUUCUUUUACUUCUCAAAGUGUAUGCGGUUAAUGUUAGAUUUCAUCAAUAGGGGCAGCAAUAAAGUUUGGUGAUUAGCAAUUAAA
Molecule: messenger RNA, 2663 nt
Organism: Manihot esculenta (cassava)
Lineage: Eukaryota; Viridiplantae; Streptophyta; Magnoliopsida; Malpighiales; Euphorbiaceae
Exons: 6
Coding region: 284-1285 (333 amino acids)
Biological process (GO): Golgi vesicle transport
Cellular component (GO): membrane
Source: RefSeq, a predicted model, not a curated record